Messenger RNA from Carcharodon carcharias (great white shark), 1182 nucleotides. RefSeq names its product iroquois-class homeodomain protein irx-1-A-like. Gene Ontology annotation, biological process: cell development; neuron differentiation; regulation of transcription by RNA polymerase II. Gene Ontology annotation, molecular function: DNA-binding transcription factor activity, RNA polymerase II-specific; RNA polymerase II cis-regulatory region sequence-specific DNA binding. Lineage: Eukaryota; Metazoa; Chordata; Chondrichthyes; Lamniformes; Lamnidae. The record is from RefSeq and is a predicted model, not a curated record. The coding region runs from base 1 to 1182 and encodes 393 amino acids. Gene Ontology annotation, cellular component: nucleus. The transcript has 3 exons.
AUGGCUAUGCCUCAGCUGGGAUAUGGAGAUGUGGUCACCGCCGGGAAGGGAUCUGCAAUGAGCGCUCUGCCGGCUAUAUUUGUGGAGAGGCAGGCGGCGAUGCCGGGCUCUCCGGGAGCCGCUCUCAGUCUGGGGGUACCCCCGCCUCUCCAUGCACUCCUGGCCCGAUAUCCGAGUACAUAUCCGAUUUCACAAGGAUACAGCCUCCAGCCCUACCCUGAUGUCCGGCAUCUCGCUCAUCUGGCGUCCCCCUAUGAUCUGAAGGCUGGAUGUGUCUAUUCCCAGGCUGGCUUCUCCCCAGCCGGCGCGCUCUAUUCUCCUUACCGGCCCAUGCCACACGGGGACCCGGGACGAGCUAAGAAUGCCACCCGGGAGAGCACGAGCACUCUGAAAGCCUGGCUGAACGAGCACCUGAAGAACCCCUACCCAACCAAAGGCGAGAAGAUCAUGCUGGCGAUCGUCACCAAGAUGACCCUGACCCAGGUCUCCACUUGGUUCGCCAACGCCAGGCGGCGACUGAAGAAAGAAAAUAAAAUGACCUGGGUCCCCAAAACCAAAUCGGACGAGGAAGAGAGUGAAAGCGACGACGAGGAAGACAAGAAGGAGGAGGAAGGUCUUCUACAGAAUCAAGAGCACCAGAAGGCGGGCAAAACAGAUGCCCACCAACAUGAUGGGCAUCAAGGUAGCUGGGAUUCGGAGACACCUUGCCCUGCACAUGGAGGCAAAUCAUUAGUCAAAGGUGUCAUAGACUGUGAGAAGAAACCAGGCAACGAACUGAGGGCAAACUUGGAGGAAAGUGAGUCGGAAAAAUCAGAACGGGGAACGUCUGAGGAGGAGCGCACACCAAAACGGGCAGAAAGCACAGAAUGGAAAGACAGUACAGGCCCAGCGCUCAAACCCAAGAUAUGGUCCCUUGCGGAAACGGCUACCUCAGACCAUGGGAAAAGCAACCGGCCGAGUCUGCUCGGUGGCCAGUCAGUGCAGACUCCUCCUGCGGUCGGUCACUACCAGAUCUGGGCUGGCGCCUGUUUUGCAGAGGGACAGCUCAUGUUAAACAGCCACUCCAGGCUGGAGUCAAAAAAGAGAGACCUUGCAGAUGUUCAAGAGAAAACGGGGCAAAAAGCGACCUCUGCUGGUGACGCGAAGCGAAUGAAUUGCCUGAGAUCCAGGCCGCAGGUUUAA